CACAAGUACUGCUUGCAUUUAAGUAGGGUUUUUAUCUAUCACCAUCGGCAGCCUGAUUUAAAUUCCCAGAGGAACAGAUAAUUCAUUGAAUUGUCUGUCAUGGAAAAUGGGGAGCUUAGCAAUGCACAUGAAAAAACGGAGGAAGAUAGGUUUUAUGAAAAUCCAAAUUUAGAGGAAGGAGAAUGUGAACAAGUCUCUAAUCAGAGCAGUGGAGAUUCACCUUCUCCUUGUUUAAUUGCCAUGCUAGACAACAUGGACAUUAGAUGUGAGAACAGCAUAGAAUUUAGCCAGCAAAACUCUUGUUCCUCUCAGCAUGGCUCUGACAGGGGGGAAGAAACAGAUUCUCCACAAGAUGGUCUUGAAGACAAUCAAUACAAAGAUAGAGAGGACAGAGCAUUUGAAAGGGCAAUGACUAUGGAGGACAUUUUCAAAACUUCAAGAAAUACCGUCAGAUUUCCCUUCAGCCAUAAUUCAGAAGAAAACAACAAUUUUCCAAAAGAAGAACAUAAGAUUUUCCUUCUUGUUAAGGCUGGCAUAGAUGGAGAAAGCAUUGGGAACUGUCCAUUCUCACAGCGUCUUUUCAUGAUACUUUGGCUCAAAGGGGUUGUAUUCAAUGUAACCACAGUUGAUCUGAAAAGAAAGCCUGCUGAUUUACAUAAUUUAGCUCCGGGGACCCACCCACCAUUUUUGACUUUUAACGGAGAAGUCAAGACUGAUGUUAACAAGAUUGAGGAAUUUUUGGAGGAAACUCUUUCACCUCCAAAAUAUCCUAAGCUUGCAGCCAAGCAUCGUGAAUCCAAUACUGCAGGCAUAGACAUAUUCUCCAAAUUCUCUGCGUUUAUCAAAAACACAAAGCAGCAGGACAAUAACAGUCUUGAGAGAGGGUUAACAAAGGCUUUGAAGAAGUUGGAUGACUAUCUGAGAAAUCCUUUGCCUGAAGAGAUAGACACAAGCAACACUGAAAAGGAAAGAGUGUCAAAACGCAAUUUUCUUGAUGGGGAUGAGCUGACCCUUGCCGACUGUAACCUCCUGCCCAAGCUUCAUGUUGCCAAGAUUGUAACAAAGAAAUAUAGAAAUUAUGAAUUCCCAGCAGAAAUGACAAGACUGUGGCAAUACCUGAACAAUGCUUAUGCUCGGGAUGAAUUCAUCAACACUUGUGCUGCAGACAAAGAGAUUGAAAUAGCUUAUGCAGAAGUAGCUAAACGGCUUUGCAAAUCCUAAUCAGAAUCAGCAAGAUCCAUUUCUCCAGAGAAUUCCUGUUUUAUAGAUGCUUCUCCCCAAAUGCCUUAAAAUAUGUAUGUAUGGAAGUUGGAUAACUUUGACAAAAUUGAUAAUUUUUCUGGAUGCACCUUGACCAAUAUUUCACUGAUGAAAUACUGAGUAAAGACAGUAUGGAAUAGAGAAAGCACAACUCCAAAUUAUUAUGUUUUAUAAUUUAUGAUUUGGUGGGAGUACUUGGAGAGAGGGGGACCUUCCCUUUUCUUAGAGAAAACUUUUCUGAAAUCUUUACCAAUAAACUGGAAGAAACGCUAUAUGGUCCACAGAUAUCAUUUGGCUUUAUUCAUAUAUUUGGGCUAAAAAUUUAAAGGUAAAUAUAAAGUAAACUUUUGCCUUAUUUCUUGCAAAUGUUUUUUCAUGGACACUAAUUAUGAUCUAUCUGAAAAUACUGUAUGCUGCAAUUAGGAUUGGGAAGCUUAAAUCUGGAAGGAAACUAGGGAUGAGAAUAAGAAAAUGUAUCUUAAGCAGAAUGUUGCUUUAGGACUAUUUAGCAUAAUUUACGGCCUUCAUGCAUCCGGUUUUCUUCCAUGCAGAAGAUGGAAGCAUUGAAAUAGUGAUUCAAAAAUGUUAUAUGUCUUCAUGGCUUGGGGGAUGUUAGAAGGAGUGAUAUAGGAACAAGAUCUAGAUAAUCUUA
Molecule: messenger RNA, 1912 nt
Organism: Protobothrops mucrosquamatus (brown spotted pit viper)
Lineage: Eukaryota; Metazoa; Chordata; Lepidosauria; Squamata; Viperidae
Gene: CLIC5
Product: chloride intracellular channel 5
Exons: 6
Coding region: 100-1221 (373 amino acids)
Source: RefSeq, a predicted model, not a curated record